CUCGACCACCAAGGUGAUGAGACUGUCCAUCCUGGCAGACCUCCACGUGGAGAUGAACCCCAAAGGCAACCUGGAGCUGGCGACCUCUGCCUGCAAACCCACCGUGGAGGAGAUGCAGAGCACCGAGGAGGUGGAAAGCAAGUCCUCCAGUUCAGAAGCAGACAAGGAGAUUAAUCUCGAUAAGAUUUGCCUGGAAGUCUCCAAAUUGCUGCUUUUGCCGAACGAACAGCUGAUUUCUCUGACAGCUCUGUUCCCCGUCACGCCGAGCUGCCAGGUCCAGUACCUGCCCCUGGCUGCGCCCGUGUUCUCCGACCAGGGAAUCACCAUCUCCUUGCAAACGACUUUCCAGGUGGCGGGGAUGGCAAUCCCCCUGCCAGUCAGCCCCGUGCCAUUCAGCAUGCCCAAGACGGCGAGCUCCAGCCCUUCCCACCUCACCCUGGCUUUCUCUGAGCACUUCUACACCAGCCUCUUCUUUGCCCUGGAAACGGCUGGAGCUUUCAACAUGACCAUCCCGAGCCUGCUGACCACCGCCACCGUGGCACAGAAGAUUACUCAGAUGGGCUCCCUCUACCAGGAGGACCUGCCAGUGGUGCUGCAAGCCGUGUUCAGGAGCUCACCUCAGGUGGUGCUGGAGGAAGGCAAGGCAGCCCUGAAGCUCUUCUUCACCAUCCAUGCUGGGGCAGGCUCACCAGCUUUCCAGAGCUUCGUGAGCGUGAACGUGGAUAUGUCUGCAGGACUCCGCAUUGGUGUUGCCGACACAAGGAUGACGAUCUCUGCAGCAGUGAUAGAGUAA
Messenger RNA from Pelecanus crispus (Dalmatian pelican), 793 nucleotides. The record is from RefSeq and is a predicted model, not a curated record. Lineage: Eukaryota; Metazoa; Chordata; Aves; Pelecaniformes; Pelecanidae.